AUGCAUCAAAAUCUUGGAUUUAUUCCGAUUGAAUAUUAUGAUUGCUUGGAAUUUGCCCUACUGCACAUUCGUGAGAAUUAUUUCCAUAUGAGUCGAUUUUCAAAAGAGAUUCGGGAUAAUCGUAAAUUUAAAUUGGCAGUUAUAAGGGAGAGACCUGCUGACAUUCUUUCAAUGAGUGAUUUGUUGAGUGAUAGGGAGGCAAUUCUGUUGGCCAUUUCACAACCUGGAUUUGGGUAUAUUUUGGAGAGGGCUAGUGUAGAGUUGAGACUCGAUUCAGAAUUGCAGAGAAUUGCCGAGCAGAAUGGAUCGAAACGUGACGAUUACAUGUUAUGGUGUGAGGCAUGGACAGAAUUGGAUAUUUAUGAACCAGAGGAGAGAAGAAUUGUGAGAAAGAUGCUUUCGAGGAAUGGUGAUUAUUUUGAAAUAUUACCUCACAUGCAUGGUGAUUGUGAAUUGGCCUUAAUUGCCAUUAAGGAUGAUCCAUCGGCAAUUUAUUUCAUUUCUGAUGAGUUGAAGAGGGACAAGGAUUUCAUUUUGAAAGCUAUUAAAAGUAGAGUUGGAAAGGGAUUGAAACAAAUGGACAAACUUCCAGAAUAUUGGGGAAAUGAUCGACAAGUUCUUUUGGAAAUUGGAAAACAAAAUUACCAUCUCUUACAAUUUGCAGAAUAUAAUUGGAGAGAGGAUGAUGAAUUUGUCAUGGAAAUGAUACGUGAAAAAACAAUUAUUUUGGAGGACAUACCUGAAAGAUUCAAAACUGAAAGACAUUUAGUAUUGGAACUUGUUAAAAAUUGUGGAAUUGCUUUGAGAGUAUUGAGUUCUGACAUGAGAAAUGACAGGGAAAUUGUUUUAGAGGCAAUUAAGAAUCUACCAAGUGCCUAUCAAUUUGCUUCUGAAAAUUUAAAGAAUGACAUUGAAAUUAUCAAGACAGCUCUCCAAUUAUCAAGUAUUGUUUUUCAUAUGAUCCCUUCACAUUUCAAGAAUGAAAAUGAAUUUGUUCUGAUGGCCCUCAAAUCUGGUUUGGAUUUUAAACAAGUUACCAUUGAAUGGAAUAGAGAUUUUGUUUUGCAAGUUUGUAAGAUUGGGAAAAUGCCCUUCUCUGCAAUUCCUUUGGAAUUCAUUUCAGAUUUUGAAAUUAUUGGAACAGUUAUUAAGAAUAUGAAUGGAAGAAACUUUAAAUAUGAAGAUUUACCAGAAUAUAUUCGAAACAAGAACAUUCUUCUCAAAUUGAUUGAAUUCAUUUCUCCCAAACUAAUCAUCUUUCUACCACCAGAAUUGAGUAAUGAUAUGGAAUUUCUCUUAGAAUAUGUAAAAUUCAAUGGUGAUUUCCUUUUAAAAAUUGAUCGUCCUCUCAUAACUGUCAAUUUUAUUACAAAUGUACUUGAGGUCAAUUGGCAAACAUUUCAAUACACUCUAUCCAAGAACAUCAUCCUUCCCUGA
Molecule: messenger RNA, 1437 nt
Organism: Naegleria gruberi
Lineage: Eukaryota; Heterolobosea; Eutetramitea; Acrasida; Naegleriidae
Exons: 1
Coding region: 1-1437 (478 amino acids)
Source: RefSeq, a predicted model, not a curated record